Esox lucius (northern pike) is the source of this 2327-nucleotide messenger RNA. It is a transcript of the gene alkbh8, whose product is annotated as alkB homolog 8, tRNA methyltransferase. Bases 11 to 2224 code for a protein of 737 amino acids. NCBI's taxonomy places the organism in Eukaryota, Metazoa, Chordata, Actinopteri, Esociformes, Esocidae. Gene Ontology annotation, cellular component: cytoplasm; nucleus. The record is from RefSeq and is a predicted model, not a curated record. Gene Ontology annotation, molecular function: tRNA binding; S-adenosylmethionine-dependent methyltransferase activity; 2-oxoglutarate-dependent dioxygenase activity. Gene Ontology annotation, biological process: tRNA wobble uridine modification. The transcript is spliced from 11 exons.
CGCAGGUAACAUGGAGCCCUGCUUAGAAAACGUGAAAGCUAUCAGGAGAAGUAAAGAGGAGAAGAAACUUCUCCGAAAACAAAUCAAAGCCAGUCAUACUUUACUGAAACAUGAGGGUAUUAGCACAGUAUCAAAGCCCACCAAGAGCCUGGUGGUGGCUAACGGUGGAUUAGGCAACGGUGUGAGCCGUGAGCAGCUUCAGGUGGUGCUGGGAGAGGGCGGCGAUGUUGAAACCCUGAUUAUGCACCCCCACAAACCAUACGCCCUGGUUACCUACAGGACAGAGGUCAGCGCCCAGAGAGGGCACGUCCUUCUCAACGGACGACAGCUGCAGUGUGGGGACCAGGUUGUCACACUCUACUUAAGCUAUGUUGACACAGUGGACAGUGAGUCAGGCGUGUGUGCGGUCCUGCCACCAGGCUUGGUGCUGGUUGAGGAGUUUGUGUCUCUGGAGGAAGAGGCUCUCCUACUGGACGCUAUUGACUGGAAGUCCCACGAUGAGGAAGUCACUGUGCAGAAAGCCCUGAAGCACAGGAGAGUGAAGCACUAUGGGUAUGAGUUUCGCUAUGACAACAACAAUGUGGACAAGGACAAACCGCUACCUGGAGGUCUUCCGCAGGCAUGUGUCUUUGUGCUGGAGAGGUGUGUGAGAGACCGACAUGUCAAAGUCAUGCCAGACCAACUGACUGUUAACCAGUACCAAGCUGGACAAGGUAUUCCUCCUCAUGUGGACACUCACUCGGCCUUUGAAGAGCCCAUCCUCUCCCUAAGCCUGGGUGCCAAGACGGUAAUGGAUUUCCGGCAUCCUGAUGGCCGCUCAGUUGCCGUGGUGUUGCCGGGGCGCAGUCUCCUAGUGAUGAAAGGAGAGAGCAGAUACCUGUGGACCCAUGGGAUAACCCCCAGGAAGUUUGACGUGGUGCCAGCCUGUGACCCAGAAUCCCCUGUAGCAGUGACCUCUGACUUCAGUAACCAUAGCAACCUCACCCUAAGCAGACGGGGAACCAGGACCUCACUCACCUUCCGUAAUGUGCGCCGUACACCUUGUGACUGCGCGCACCCCUCAGCGUGUGACAGCCAGCAGGCCCCUCCCUCGCCCCCCUCCCUACCUCGCAGCCAGACAGAUGCGUGCCGCCUGGAGGCGGAGUAUGUGCACAGCGUGUACGAGGAGAUCGCCGGUCACUUCAGCAGCACUCGACACUCGCCCUGGCCACGCGUGUGUCACUUCCUGUCUUCCCUAGAACCCGGAAGCAUUGUCGCUGACGUGGGCUGCGGGAAUGGGAAGUACCUGGGCGUCAACCCAGAAGUGUUUGCGAUGGGCUGCGACCGAAGCUGUGCCCUGGUCCAGAUCUGUUCUGAGCGAGGCUUCCAGGCCUUUGUGUCAGACGCCCUCAGCGUACCUCUCCGCAGUGACAUCUGUGACGCCUGCAUCUCUAUCGCAGUCAUACACCACCUCUCCACACAGGAGAGGAGGCAGGCUGCAGUUGAGGAGCUGGUUCGGCUUCUGAGGCCAGGAGGAAGGGCUCUGAUCUAUGUGUGGGCUCUGGAACAGGAGUACAACAAGCAGAGGUCCAAAUACCUCAAAGAGACCAGAGAGCAGGCUCCUCCAGGCAACUCUACAGACGACCACAACCAGGAGACAAAGGGCCUUACAGGCAACUCUACAGACGACCACAACCAGGAGACAAAGGGCCUUACAGUCAACUCUACAGACGACCACAACCAGGAGACAAGGGGCCUUACAGGCAACUCUACAGACGACCACAACCAGGAGACAAGGGGCCUUACAGGCAACUCUACAGACGACCACCACCAGGAGAAAAAGGGCCUUACAGGCAAUGCUGUAGACUCCCACAACCCUGCACAGGAUCCUUCAAGCAUGGUCAUGGAAUGCAGCAAGGUUCUCCCAGUGAAAGACAGUCCAGUGAAACUGAGCGUUCACACUAACCGCACUGCCUUCAACUCCCAGGACCUGCUGGUGCCCUGGCACCUCAAGGAUGGAGGGAUAAAGAAGGGGGGACGAGUCUCCAAAAUGACUAAAGACCCUCCCAUUGACACAAAGUCCCCUGUCCUUGCUCCCUGCCCAGUUUUUCACCGCUUCUAUCAUGUGUUCCAGCAGGGGGAGCUAGAGGAACUGUGUGCCAGGAUUACAGGAGUAAUGGUACAGUGCAGCUACCAUGACCAGGGGAAUUGGUGUGUUAUACUGGAAAAGACUAGAGACCGAUAAAUACUUAAGAUUUCAGUCAAUGAGAUGCAUAGAAUAUGAAAAUAAAAAAUAAACAAUUAUGCGAGCCAGUGAUCUGUUUUAUUGUCCCUUAUUGUAAAUAAUA